CAUAUUAAGAUAUUACUAUCAAAUUAUACUACGCAAGUUAAGCUAUAGGGUCGAGACAGUUUCCAAACGCGGUUAUUAGAUAUAUUUUGUCCCGUGCUAAUCGCCGUAGACUUUUGACAGCUGGUUCAAAUAUGGCUGAAGAUAGUCUGAUAGAAAGCGAAGAUGAAAACAUUUUAUAUGAUUUACUUGUUAUUACUGAAUGGCCGCCGGAGACGGACACCCAGUUGCGAGGCAACAAAGAGCACAACACCUCUCUUGUUGCAAAAGCAGUAACAGGCCCGUUCCGCUUGAUCCUACACUAUUUGUGGUACAGCCCCACCAGCUCGUCUCUGCCCCUCGGUCUUCUCCGCCUGGCAAACAAGCAGAUCAACUGGCAGCUGGUGCUUGCAAGUAAUGGCAAACUGUUGGCAGUGGUUCAGGACCAGUGUGUGGAGAUUAGGUCUGUGAGAGAUGACUUCGGCUCAGUCAUUGGGAAAUGCCAGGUGCCAAAGGACCCAAACCCCCAAUGGCGGAGGGUGGCAUGGAGCCACGACUGUACCCUGCUGGCCUACGCUGACAGCACCGGCACCGUGCGCCUUUUCGACCUCAUGGGCAGCGAACUGUUCGUCAUCCCACCGGUGGUGAGUUUUCCUGGGGAUUUCAGUUGUGCAGUGGCAGGCCUGAUAUUCCUGGAAUACACAGCCAGCACUCAGUGGUCGGCUGAGCUGCUUGUUAUCACGUACGGCGGCGGGCUCAAGAGCUACCUAGUCAGUGUGGGAACCAAUCAGAACUUCCAAGAGAACCACAGCUUCAGUUUCUCUGCCCACUACUCUCAUGGCAUCACCUCAGCUAUUUACCACCCUGUCCACCGAUUGCUGCUGGUGGGGGGCUGUGAGUCGGGGGACGACAGUACGUCCAAGGCCUCUUGUUGUGGCAUCACAGCAUGGAGGACUCUAUCCGGCUCGCCACACUACAAGCAGGUCACCAGCUAUGAGGAUGAUGUCAAUAUGAAUCAGAAAAGAGGUUUCUUCAGGAUCCCCAGUUUCAGGCUGUUCUCCAGACAAGGAGAUGAAAAGGAUGGUGUAUUCCGCAUGAGUCUGAGCCCUGAUGGCACCCUGCUGUCGGUCAUCCACUUCUCUGGUCGUCUGUCUCUCUGGGACAUCCCUUCGCUUAAACAGAGGGCCACAUGGAGCCAAGACCAACAGCCAGGAUUUGAGGAGAUCAAUCCAGAGUGGAAGACAUCGCUGGAGAGAAGAAAGAAAAUAAAAGAUAAGGAGCAGUACUACCCGCUGGAGGACGUGAACUGGUGGAGUGACAACGUGUUGAUUCUGGCUCGCUGCUCUGGGUCCGUCACCGUCUCCUCCGUCAGGACGCUCCGCAACCUUCUGGGCAAAUCCUGUGAAUGGUUCGAGCCCUCACCUCGAGUCACCGCCGCGCAUGACGGGGGCUUCCUCAGCCUUGAGUGUGAGGUGAAGCUGGCUCAGAAGCGUGGGCGUCUAGAGAGCAACCUGAGCGGAGGAGCCAGCGAGGACGAGGAGGGCGACGACGGUGGAGACUCUGAUUCAGACGACGAGUCCUCAGCCAAAGCCCGCUACUUCGGCUACAUCAAGCAGGGCCUGUAUUAUGUGACGGAGAUGGAACGCUUCGCUCCGCCACGCAAGCGCCCACGCACCGUAAUCAAAAACUACCGUCUCGUCAGCCUGAGGUCAACGACACCAGAGGAAUUGUACCAGAGGAAGAUUGACAAUGAGGAAUAUGGCGAAGCCUUGUCUCUUGCCCAAGCGUAUAAUCUGGACUCUGACCUCGUCUACCAAAGACAGUGGAGGAAGAGUACUGUCAGCAUCGCCUCAAUACAAGAUUAUCUGAGCAAGAUCCGCAAGCGUUCAUGGGUGCUGCACGAGUGUGUGGAGCGCGUCCCGGAGAAUGUUGAUGCAGCCAAGGAGCUGCUGCAGUAUGGCCUGAAAGGAACUGACCUUGAGGCCCUCAUAGCCAUAGGAAACAGAGAAGAUGGAGGCAGGUUUAUUAUGCCAGGUGAUGUUGACCUUGAUGACCUUCCCUAUGAAGACAUGCUGUCAGACAAUGAGGAGCUGGAGAUGAAGAAGGAGAGGGAGAACAAGAAGAGACAGGAGCUGCUGGCCAAAGUCGACUUCAGCAGGCUGACUCUGGAGCAGAAGGAGUUGUGUCGGAGCCGACUGAAACUACUUUCCUACCUGGACCGGCUGGCAACGUACGAGGAGAUACUCGGCGGUCCUCAUGCAGCGGAGCAGAAAUAUGAUGCAGAGUUCUUCAAGAAGUUCCGCAGUCAAAACAUUGUUUUGUCAGCGAGAAACUAUGCCAGGGAGAGUAACAUGCAGGCUCUGGACAUUCUGUUCACGUACCAUGGGACAGAACUUCUCCAGCAUCGGCUAGCUAUCCUUUACAACUUCCCAGAAACCACCUCUCCACACGAGUACACCAUCUUGCUGCCUGAAGCCUGCCUGGAUGACAGAGAUGAGUUGGUGUUGAUUCCCUGGGACGAGCAGAGACACAGAGAUAUGGACUGGUGUGAGACAGAGGAGUGCAGAGCGGUGUUGGACCAGAACCUGUUUGAUGACGACAGUUUCCUGUAUGAGGAGACUCCAGAACUGCUCAGGUUCCGCACGGCUACACCCUCCAUCCAGCUGCUGACUGACUGGUACCAGAGCAGAGCUCAGGAUAUCGACUCCUGCUCCAGACAGGUGGACUGUGCCCUGUCACUGGUGCGUCUGGGGAAGGAGCGAGAGAUCCCAGGGCUAGAGCUCUUGUGUGAUGACUUGGUCACCAUGGAAACACUCGUGUAUGAGACAUCGUGUGAAUUGAGUCUGACACUUAAAGAUUUGCAGCAGCUCAGCGACAUCGACAAGCUCCGCCUGCUCAUGAAAAAUUCCAGCACAGAGCGCUAUGUGAAAGAUGCCUUCCAGUGGAUGGUGCCGUUCCUGCACCGCUGUGAAGGACAGAAAGAGGGUGCUGCUAAAGCUCUGCUCGGAGAGUACCUGGUCAGCCUGGCGGAGCGAGACCUCAGCCUACCCCUCAUCAUCUUCCAGCACUCAAAACCUGACUGCCAGCAGAAGAUCAUAGGGGACCCAGACCAGCUGAUGGUUGUCGCUCUGAAGUGCAUCUACAGCUGUGAGAGAGAUGACCAACUCAGCCUCUGUUAUGACAUCCUGGAGUGUCUGCCACAGAGGGGCUACGGGCCAGAGACGGACAUCACUGCGUCACUCCAUGAUCAGGUGGACAAACUAGAGAAGCACCUCAGCGUGGUGGAGGUUCUGGAGAAACACAGUCUGCAGAAGCCAAUCUCAUAUGUGAAGAACAGUCAGACCAGUGAAGAAGAAGCCCACCAACUAAUGAUCAAAUUGUGCCGCCACACUGGACGCAAAAACCCUCCAGUGAGCGAGACUGUGUGGAGAGGGCUGUUGCAGGAUCUGCUAGACAUGCAGCAGAAUGUCUACACUUGUUUAAAACCAGAGAUAUGCCACCAGGUCUUCGUGGAGUCCCUGCUGUGCUCCAGCCGUGUGGAGAACGUACGCCUGGCUGGGCAGCUCAUGCACUGCUCCAUGGUCAGCCAGGAUGUUCCUGUCAGCUUGUCUUUCCGUGGUAAAGGUUACGCUCUGAAGGUGGCCUACAAUAACAGUGUGGAAUUAGCGUUGGCUGCUGCCAGGGAAUACUUCAACUCCUCCACAACGCUGACGGACCCCUGCAUGGGCCUGGCCAGGGCAUGUCUCCAGCUGAUCACAGACUGUCCUCCGGUCAUCCAAGAGGAACUGGACCUCAUCAGCGCCCUCAGCCAGCUGGAAGAUUUCAGCGUCAGCAUCCUGCCAUUGCAAGUGCGUCUGCGGUCAAACCGUCUGUCUCUCAUAGAAGAAUGCAUCGCCCACUGCUCCACGGCCUACAAGCAGUCCACCACUCUACUGAAUCUGGCCUCACUUCUCAGAGUAGCAGGAGAUGACGAGACCACGCGAAAAGGCCAAGUGCUGACCCUGCUGGCAGAGCAAGCUCUCCAGUGUCUGGACUUCAAGGCCUCCUAUAUCCACUGCCAGGACCUCAUGGCUGCAGGUUACAGUCAAGCAUGGGAGGUGUGCAGCCUGCUCGGUCAGUGCGAGGGCUACGAAGACCUGGACGCCCGGCAGGAGCUGUUAGCCUUCUCGCUCACCCACUGUCCCCCCGACAACAUCCACGGCCUCCUGGCUGCCUCAAGUGACCUGCAGACUCAGGUGUUGUACCAGGCAGUUAACUAUCAAAUGGAGCCUGUUAUUACAGAGAGUGGACAAGAGGCUGACAAGACAGACUCUCUAAAGGCCUGCACUCCCACUGUGGGCUCCUCUGUGGGGACAGCAGGAGAUUUGCUGCACAGGACUACAGCUAAGACCAUGGAAGUGUUGACCACUACCGGAGUGACCACUAAGGCUGUGCUGACCGCAGUCAGUGAUCACCGCUGGUGGAAGGAAUCCCUCAACUACCUCCGGCCUCUGCAUGGUCACGAUGCUGGAGCCAGUAGUCAGGAAGGGGCGUGUGAGAACUCCAACCUGGAGCGUCAAGGCUGUAGCCCCUUUUAUCAAGAAAUCAUUGAUGACUCCUAUGUAGACCCGAGUCAAGACGUGUAUUCAUCCUGCAGAGACAUGCCGCCGGAAAACUUUGCUGAGGUUUUGCUGAGGACCGGUAAACUGGCCGAAGCCAAAACUGAAGGACAAACCCCGUUUCCUGCUACAGAGGUUUUGCUGCAGCUGGCCAAUGAUGCAUUUCCCAGGGACAUGAUGCUGGCUCUGUCCUACUUACUGGCCCUGCCUCAGGUACUGGAUGCCAACAGGUGUUUUGAGAAACAGUGUCACUCUGCCUUGUCCCUCCAACUGGCUGCCUACUACUACUCCCUGCAGAUCUACACCCGCCUCAUGCCCUGCUUCAAGGAUAAGAACCACACUCUAUACCAGGCUGACCCAAAGGAGCUGAUUCGAUUGGUCACACAGCAUGUGUCUGCAUAUUCGGGCUGGCCGGAGGAACUGCAGAAGUUGAUCAGCCAGCUGCAUGUGUACAACGAGCGACUGACGGACUUUACGCAGGCCCAGGUGUUACAAGGGCUGGGUCGUGGAGUGGAUGUCCAGCGCUUCAGCUCCGACUCUGACUACAAGAAGGAGACCAUCCUGGGCCUCACAGAGACACUGGAUGACAGCGUGUACAAAAUCUCUGUGUCUCUGGCUAAGCGCUACAGUGUUCCUCUGUGGGAGGUCUACAUGACUCACCUCGAGUUCCUCUUUACAGAUAGCGGUCUUUCCACCAAGGAUAUUGAAUCCCGGAGUGAGUCCCUUGGUCUGUUUGGCACUUUGAAGGGUAACCCUCAGGCCUUUUACAGCCACAUGAACAAGUAUGUUCUGCCCAGUGUGGAGGGAACAGACCUGGGCCGCCUGCUCUACUACUAUACCUUAUUAGACGCUGCAGGCUGUGAACCUUACACUACCACCACCAUCAAGCCAGACUCCCAUGUCAAACUACUCAAGAAGCUUCAAGCUGUUGCCAAUGGCUUGAACUACCGCAAGCUGACUGAUGAAUCACUGGAUCCACUGGCUUCUCUAGAACCAGUUCUGACCAGUCAGAACGUACUGUCCAUCUCUAAACUUGCCAAUCGUCUUCCUGUUCCUGGUGGUGGAGGGGCAACAGUCUCCCCUAGCGGAGUCCACGCAGUAUGGCUGAGGAAGCUGUUUUGGAAAGGAGACCCCCAAUUGCUAAAAAGACCUCCACAGAGUGAUCAAGACUACCUCCAUGCCUAUGACACCUGUGCCAAAUACCUGGACAGGCUGGUCCCUGCUGACGCUAUCAACUUCCUUGAUAGCAUUACCUUUUCCGCAGAUGCAGCCAAACAUCUGAGCAUCCAGGCGAGGUCGGAGGUGAUAAAGCGAGCCACCAAAGCCCUGCGCCAGCUGGGUGAGAAGAGCAGGAAGAGAGGAGGUGAUGGUGAAGGGACGGACCCAGCAGGGAUGACUUUUGAUGAGGCUCUAGCACACCUGCAACAAUCACAAGCCCACCUGGACACUCUGAGCCAUGCCUUCAUUCUGUCACUCAAAGACAGCCAGCAGGAACAGCUGCAGGCUUACAGUCAACUAUAUGAUUUGUCCCGAUCCGAGAGGUCAAAAGUACACGAGCUGGCAGUCACCAUGGCAACUGAUGGGCAGCCUCUGGAGCGCAUUGAAGAGCUUCUGCGCUUGGCCGUGGGAUCCCUGGACAUGUCUGUCAAAAGUGUGCUCCAUGAUGCAGUAGAGAGAGUUGUGGCCGCACUCAGUGGAGACCCAGACACCCUGACAAAUUACCCACAACCCCUCAGGGUCUUGGAGGCCAUGGUGACCGCCGUGCACAACAGUGUGCAGAGUGGCAUGGUGACUUCAGAUGACCUGCUGGCGUGGCUGCGUCCAUUCUGCGGUGAUGCGUCGCUACCUGUGCGGCCUCGGAUCGACGUGCUGCAGAUCCUGGAGAGUAACUUCAGCCUCCGGGACAGUGAUGUUCGUCUUCUGCUGCUCUACAGAACUCAGGCUGUUCUCAAAGACAGAGAGGUCCAGAUAGAAGAUGUGGAGAAUGAGGAGAAAAGAUGCACCCUCUUCCUGGAGCUGCUGGAAGCUGCUCAGAAGUGGGAGGACUUUCAGCUGCUCAUGCUACUCCUACAAGCGUGGCCACCCAUGAUGAAAGAGGAAGUGGCAGAAUCGGAGCGUAACCCCUGGGUGUUGCUGACCUCAGCCCUUCUCAGCCACUGCCAGGGAUCAGAGGUCAAACUAGACCUGGGUGAGCAAGUUGUCACUAUGGUGCGAUCCCUCUAUAACACCAAACACAAGCUCCCUGCACAGUGUAUCAGACACAUAGCCACUCUGCUGCUCCAAGACCAGCCGAGCCACCAGCAGCCCGCACUCAAACUGAUGGCCGAGAGCGGUGAUGAGCAACUACUGCAGCUGACUCUGGAUCAGAUCAACAGCAUGACCGCAGAGACGGCUUCCUCCUGUGAUGCCGAGCUCCUGACGUUGCUCCUGGACGCAGGGCUCCUGGUGGGCUGCGUCUCCUCAUCCCUAUACCCCCUGCUCAGCUCCCACAUGCUGUCACACCAGCAGGAGGGAGGCUGGGACGUGGAGAAAGCCGCCGCGGAGCUGCUGGCGGAGGGCCACGGGCCCGAGGCGGGCUCCCUGCUGCUGGCUCACCGCGGAACCCACCAGGCUCAGUUCACCUUCAACUCUGCCUUGGCCGUUCUUAGGAAGUGGCUGUGAGGGAUGGGAGGAGGAGGAAGAAGAACGAGGUGCGGGGGAAACAGCUCGACAUGGAGGCAGUCAGGACCACCACCACCAUGGGCCGCAGUGAUAAAGCAGCUUUAGGGAAGCAGAGGGGGAAGGUGUUGAGAGAAGAGUCUCCGGUUCAUCAACUACAGACACGUCAACAGCAGCUGCAGCGUCUGCCUUGAAGGUAUAAGAGCGGAUACUUUUAAUACUGAAACAUCUGCUCAAUUAGAAACAUGAUCAGACUACAUACGUACAUACAAACACAACCUCUGCUGUCUCUCAGUCAUGAAUGAAUAUUCAGACCGAGGGCUAAUCACAAAAUGCAAUGACUGCUCACAUUUAUUUGCGUGUGUACUGUGUCCUAUUGUGUGAUAAAGUAAUUGAGCAGUAGCCGGGAAGCAGUGGGUGGAUAUUAGCCUAUUGUUCCGUGACAGGUUUGUCUCUUUGACGUCCCAUCGUUAAACACCCUGCCUCUGCUCCAUUGUUUUCCCCCUAAUAAUGUCUAAUUAAUUCCUUCAAAACAAAUUAGCCCUGCAGCUGCCCCACGCUGUGUGUGUGUGUGCACGUGUGUGGAUGCGCAAAUAUUGUAUAUGAGCAACGAGCACCGACACCCCUUGUAGAGCUAAUGACAAUGAGGAAUAAAUCUGCACCUGUGUGUUUGCACACACAGUGAUGUGCUGUCAUCACGGUUUGUUUUGCUUUAUAAAAUACAUGUUUUAUUCUGUGUCACCUAUCAAGCUGAAAUAAAGAAAAAUCGAAU
Messenger RNA from Thunnus maccoyii (southern bluefin tuna), 8004 nucleotides. It is a transcript of the gene nbas, whose product is annotated as NBAS subunit of NRZ tethering complex. The transcript has 53 exons. Gene Ontology annotation, biological process: retrograde vesicle-mediated transport, Golgi to endoplasmic reticulum. Gene Ontology annotation, cellular component: endoplasmic reticulum membrane; Dsl1/NZR complex. Gene Ontology annotation, molecular function: SNARE binding. Lineage: Eukaryota; Metazoa; Chordata; Actinopteri; Scombriformes; Scombridae. The record is from RefSeq and is a predicted model, not a curated record. The coding region runs from base 132 to 7235 and encodes 2367 amino acids.